AUGAAUACUCGUAAAAACAAUAACGUUGCACCUUUAUUUUCGUGGCCACAGUUAUCUUCCACGGGCACAGCUAUUGAAAUAGGGAGUUUAGGUAGUUGCUCUUACGGAGAGAGUACACCACGAAAUACAAGUUGGAAUUGCAUGAACGAGGUCCAAACUUAUGGAUUUGAUAUAGGACAAGUUACGAGUAUUACGCAAUUGUUUCCACAUACAAGACGUUAUUAUCCUGUUAUACAACAAAGAUACCCUAUUGCAAAAAGAUCUUCCGCGAAAUCUGCUCAAAUUUUAAAAGAAUCCUAUCCGGAAUUCGAUAUUUCACAAGAAUAUAUCGCUGCUACCUUCUUAGAAGAAUCAUACAAUGAAAGUCAUUAUAAAAUCCUUGAUCCUUAUAUGAGCAAUGAACUGAUUUCCGUCGGAAGCUAUGAGUUUGGCCCUGGAAUAAUUGAGAAAUUCAUGACUUUUCCAAUGGGAACUUCCGGAACUGAAUUAAGUAAUGAUUUUAUUCCUUUGUCUGAUGAUAAUACUCUCCGAGAUUCAGAUUACAUUGUAAACCAAUAUCAACCAGAUUUGAGAACCAUAUCAACAUUAAAUUUCAAGACUCCUAUAAAGCAAGUAUCAUCCUCAAUAUAUGAAAAUACUCCUACCAGUCGUGAAAAUACUUUUAAUUGUUGUCCUUCUCUAUUGGCAAUUCGUACAAUGUCUGGUACUACUUUCUUGAAAAUAAUACAUUUAGAAUCGGAAUUAAAAGCGAUUGCGUUGGAUAGCAUAAUACAUGAAGAUAAUCUUGAUCACAUGCAUGUUACAUUCAAUCCAAUGGUAUAUGGUGAAGCAGCUAUCGUGGAUGGUAAUGGUGGUAUUCAUUUAUGGAAAGGAGAAAGGUUUGAAAAGUAUUCAAAAUUUUUCUCUAAAUAUGAUUUCAAAACGAUACAAAUAUCUCAAAUUGACGUAAAUUUACCUUUCAAAGAUUUAUGGAGGACUUGCGUGUAUGGUGCACACCCCCAAACUCUCGUUGUCGCUUCUCGAACUAGUGCAGAUAUCUUUGAUUUUAGGAGUAGGAGCGUAACAUUAUCUCAAAAUCUUUUUGAUGUUAAUAAUAAAGAUAAAAUAUUCUCAUUUCAAAGAUCACCCGUAUCUAAUGCAUUUGAGUUUAUUUUAACUACACCAAAUGAUGUUAUACUUUUGGAUCAACGAUUUCCUAAAAGACCAAUGCUUACAUGGGCACAUCACCACAGCAGUCCUCCCAGUGGAGUUAAUAUUAUAACAAAAAAACAAACUUCGAUUGUUUUAAUAUGGUCAAAGAACCCCCCUACUAUAACAUCAUUCCAAUAUUUAACUUCCACAUCCGGACCUGUAAUAUCUACCAAUCAUCCUGUUUCAAUUCCACCUUUUACCACGCAUCCAACAUUUUCUCGAUCGAAAUACUUGAGGACGCCUUAUACAAUACGAGACGACCAAAUCAUGGAAGGAUAUUUUCAACAGCAUAAAUUACCCCCACUUUCGAGCGUAUUAUUACUUGAAAAUAACGUCUCCUCAAGGAAUUCUACCCAUUUGGGUUCCUGUUUUAAUAUUUUUCAACUUUCUCAGACUGGUGCUUUGUAUUCACAGGUUUUUCAAGCUAGAGUUGAAACAGAUCCCUUUAUCCAGCAAAAUGUACCAUCAAAUUUGCAAAUUAGCGACAUGUCAAAGUCAAUAGCUUCCCUGCAUCAUUUAGCAGAUAUGGAUGUUGGUACUACGCCGGAAUUACGUGUGAAACAGAAUCAAAGUUGGUCUUUUGAGAAAUUAUGGGAUUAUAUUUCUAAAGACUUUAAAUGUGUAUCUUCCUUGAAUAAUGUGUCUCCUUUUGUUCUUGAAAUCGGUGCAUUAUUUGUUUCAUGGGAAAGCGUGCAAAUUUUUUUUGAAAAUUAUGGGCAUGCGUUUGGCUUUAAUUGUCAGAAAAAGUCCAUCAUGAAAGAUCUUAAUGGGAAUGUUCGAUCCUUAACUUAUGCUUGUUUGGAAGCAAAAACCACAAGGCGUAGGGUAAUGGUUCUCUGUGAAUGGAGAAUUACACUUUCAUCUAUCAAAUCAAAUGAAUGUAUUCUUGUAACCGAAUUUAUCAAUCAACAUAAUCACGACCUUUUUUCGGAAUUGUAUAAUUCUGAAGGAUGCAGAUCACGUAUUGACAAUAACAUAGAGAUGGGAGUAAUUCCAACUGAGGAUUCUAUACAAGAAGUUCUUAUGAAUUGCGAUGCACUGCAACAAAGCUAUACUAAUCCCUUUGCAUACAUUUUGAAAAAGUUCUAUAACGAUAAUCGUUUAAUUGUAGACAACACUGGACAUCCUAUAACAUUAUAUGAAAUAUUGAGAAAUAUACCAAACGUUCACAUUAAUGGAUCCGAAGCUCAAAUUUUUCACCAAUUUUCUGAAGCUUCAAUAUUUAAAAAGAAUCCAUUGGAAUUGUUUGUUGAAUGGUCUCUUUUCGAUGUUAAUUUGUUAUUUGAGCAUUUAUGGAAUGAAGAUCUUAAUUCAGCUUUAACGAUUUUUCAAAUUUAUGGAUUCCCUAAUAUUGAUAUAUCUAAUAAAAAACCUGCCGAUAUUGAGAAAGAUAUUAAUUCCUAUUUACAGAAAGCAUAUCCAUUAUCCGCUGGCGUACUUGAAAAUACUUAUGUCGAUGAUCAAAUCAAACGCAGUCGCCAAUAUGCUAUAGAUGAAGUUUCAAGAGAUCUUGUCGAAUGUUCACAGUCUUUUAUUUCGAAACGUCAGAAUUGUUUUAAAUUUUUAUUAUCUUCAGAUUUCCUUCCAGAACAAAAUUCAGAUCUUUUUGCAAUUAAAUGUAAAAAACCAAUUAACAAAGAUGGAACUUCAAGAAAAGAAAAUGAUGGAUAUGUAAUGUCAACGGCAGCACAAGAAUUGUUUGAUGAUUGGGUUAUAGAUCAAAGUCUCGAAGAAUAUGAUUAUAGAUUCCUUGAAGAUAUUAUGGAAACGUCAAAAGCUUCAAUAAAUAAUUUAGAAAAGGAACAAGAGGAAGAAUUACUUAAUGAAACGGAAAAUCCUUCCAUAAAGAAUAUCGAAGGAUAUGAAUCUACAAAUGUCAUGGAUAACGAGAUUUCGAAUAGAGCCGAAUCUUCACGGAUAACAUUGCAACCUGCAUUAAAUGUUUCUGAAGGAGGAGGUUUAAGUCAAAUAUUGGAAAAACCAAAAAAGAAAAAACGAAGAUCUGGUUUCCGAUAA
Molecule: messenger RNA, 3207 nt
Organism: Funneliformis geosporum
Lineage: Eukaryota; Fungi; Glomeromycota; Glomeromycetes; Glomerales; Glomeraceae
Source: the annotation of a GenBank genome assembly